AUGCAGGCCGACCUCGCGCGCCUCCAGGCGCGCCUGGAGCUUGUGGAGCAGCUCGGUGCCGUGAGGGUUCCGGAGGCGAACCCUCAGCUGCUUGAGGUUUGCGCAACCUUUGAAACCAGCAAAGUGGCCCAGCCAUCCCAGCCUCAGGGUGAUGAGCCUGUGGCAGGCGCGCCGAUAGAGGAGACCACCGAGGUGUAUUUUGAGGAAAGCGUCUGGAGCUUUCCCCUCCUGAUCGGGCUUGUCGAUGUCGGAUGCUUCGACCGGUUCUUUACCGCAACGCUUCUCCUGCUCAACAUUUGUAUGCAGAUUGCCUUCACCUGCGUGCUGCUCUCGGACGGCUUCAUGGGCGAGGCCUUUGACACCGAGAUCGACAACGCCAGGGUCUGGCGCACCAGCGUGGCGCACGACGCCAAGUAUCUGGACUUGAAGGACAGGAGCCUUGUCUCCCGGGUAUGCCAGGGAGACGGAGCCCUGAUCCUGUCCACCACCCAGUCCACUCUGAUCUAUCACAUCAACAGCUUCCUGGGCCUGCAGAAGCCGCAGCUCGAGAUCUCCCUCUUCCAGCCGGGCGUCCUCCUCUGCCUCCUCUGCAUCAUGCUCUGGAGCCUCUGCGUCUUCAAGGAGUUUCGCAAGAUCUGGCUCCAGCUCGAGGCGACGCUGCAAAUCCCGAAGGCGCGCUCCUCGCAGUUCUGCGACUAUGCCUUCCGGAGCCUUUCUUGGUACCGGUUCAGCCUGCUUCUCAUGAUCUACUUCGUCCGUGUAGCCAUCGCUUCCGUGUUGCUUGUUGCUGGCAUUCUUUGGCUGGCCCGAACGAUCAGCAUCGAGGAGCUCAUGCUAAAUGCUGUGGCCCUCAAUGCCGUUUUGGACGUCGAUGAGUUCCUCUUCGCUGGUAUGACGCCUGUCAAGAUCCACCAUGCCAUGCAGCACUUGAAGCCUACACAAGUCAGACACAGCCGCCGCAGAAGUCAGUGCGAGUCGCUGCUGCACUUCGUGAUGCUGGGCGUGCUGAUCAUCUCCACGUACUUGUUUUUGCUGGUUCCCCUUGGUGAUACGAUGCUCGCCGUGAAGAACGAGCUGUGCGGAGGCAAUCAGACGUUCGUGGUUCGGUACAACGAAGGUACACAGCUUUCAUAUGGGCUCACGACCACACCCUCCCGAGACGACAGCAAUCUUACUGUCAGCGAGCUUGCCGUGCAAGCUCAUACGGCGACCUCUCCCGAGACAACCCCUGACCAUUCGGGGCCCAAGUACAUCUUCUUCUCCGGCAGCAAGAACGUCUUUGAGGUCGACAGCACCCGCACCAUGAAAGUCGAGGCCUCCGGGGGCGCCUUCUGCUUCGAGACCGAGACGUUUCACCCAAACGGCCUCUUCAAUGCGGACCCGGAGGUCCAGGUGAUCGCGGCCCGGUAUUUGAACAACGCUGCGGCCAGCCUGCAGAUCACUUCUUCCAGAUGCGAGGAGAUGAGGGACCUCUGCGAGUCUCCCAAUGGUCGCCUGCUGCGCUACAUCUGCGGCGAGACCUGCGGAUGCUCAGACCCGUUCGCGUCUCCGUGGUUCAAGGUGGAGGCACAGGGCUGCGCAUCGGCCUGCCUCAGCUUUGGCCAGCCGAAGCUCCAAAACCGCAGUUGCCAAGACGUGCCGCCUUCGGAUGCCAGCUGGCGCAGGUUCUGGAUGCAGUACACCCCCGCGAUUAAUCAUUUCGUGGGCCUGGACAUCACGUCCUUCCAGACCUAUGUCUUCGCCAACCAGACCAUCCAAGCGAUGCUGUCGCAUGGCUGUUCUGCCCUGGUGGAUGCUCCCAGGGAUUUCUUCGUCGGCGCGCUCUAUUGCGACGGGGACGCCGACUUGUUUCGGCCGCUGACCUCGCUCUGUCCACAGAGUUGUGGCUGCGUGGCGGCGUCGCCUCUGAAAACCGGAUGCCCCGCCAGCUGCGCAGCCAACGACUGCCUUCCCAACGAGUACUGCCUUCCCAACGAGUACGAAGGUCUGUUGCUGGAUCGCGGGGGCUUGAAACCCAUGGCGGGCUUGAAAUGGGAGGUUCUCGAAAUUACGUCCCCGGCUUGUGCGCGCUCCCUGGAGCUUGAGCUGGAGGACCGCUUGGCCAUCUUCCGCCAGGAGAUGCAGGCCGACCUCGCGCGCCUCCAGGCGCGCCUGGAGCUUGUGGAGCAGCUCGGUGCCGUGAGGGUUCCGGAGGCGAACCCUCAGCUGCUUGAGGUUUGCGCAACCUUUGAAACCAGCAAAGUGGCCCAGCCAUCCCAGCCUCAGGGUGAUGAGCCCGUGGCAGGCGCGCCGAUAGAGGAGACCACCGAGGUGUAUUUCGAGGAAAGCGUCUGGAGCUUUCCCCUCCUGAUCGGGCUUGUCGAUGUCGGAUGCUUCGACCGGUUCUUUACCGCAACGCUUCUCCUGCUCAACAUUUGUAUGCAGAUUGCCUUCACCUGCGUGCUGCUCUCGGACGGCUUCAUGGGCGAGGCCUUUGACACCGAGAUCGACAACGCCAGGGUCUGGCGCACCAGCGUGGCGCACGACGCCAAGUAUCUGGACUUGAAGGACACGAGCCUGGUCUCCCGGGUAUGCCAGGGAGACGGAGCCCUGAUCCUGUCCACGCCCCAGUCGAAUCUGAUCUAUCACAUCAACAGCUUCCUGGGCUUGCAGAAGCCGCAGCUCGAGGUCCCCCUCUUCCAGCCCGGGGUCCUCCUCUGCCUCCUCUGCAUCGUGCUCUGGAGCCUCUGCGUCUUCAAGGAGUUUCGCAAGAUCUGGUUCCAGCUGGAAGCGACACUGCAAAUCCCGAAGGCGCGCUGCUCGCAGUUCUGCGACUAUGCCUUCCGGAGCCUUUCUUGGUACCGGUUCAGCUUGCUUCUCAUGAUCUACUUCGUCCGUGUAGCCAUCGCUUCUGUGUUGCUGGUGGCUGGCAUUCUUUGGCUGGCUCGAACGAUCAGUAUCGAGGAGCUCAUGCUAAACGCUGUGGCCCUCAAUGCCGUUUUGGACGUUGAUGAAUUCCUCUUCGCUGGUAUGACGCCGGUCAAGAUCCACCAUGCCAUGCAGCACUUGAAGCCGACACAAGUCAGACACAGCCGCCGCAGAAGUCAGUGCGAGUCGCUGCUGCACUUCGUGAUGCUGGGCGUGCUGAUCAUCUCCACGUACUUGUUUUUGCUGGUUCCCCUUGGUGAUACGAUGCUCGCCGUGAAGAACGAGCUGUGCGGCGGCAAUCAGACGUUCGUGGUUCGGUACAACGAGGCCAUGCAGAGUGCGAUUGGGCUAACGACCACUUUCUCCCAAGACGACAGGAAUCUUACUGCAAGUGAGCUUGCCGUGCAAGCUCACAAGGCGACCUCUCCCGAAACAACCCCUGACCAUUCGGGACCCAAGUACAUCUUCUUCUCCGGCAGCAGGAACGUCUUUGAGGUCGACAGCACCCGCACCAUGAAAGUCGAGGCCGCUGGUUCCGCCUUCUGUUUCGAGACCGAGACGUUUCGCCCGAAUGGCCUGUUCAGCAUGGAUCUGGAGGCCCAGGUGAUCGCGGCCCGGUAUUUGAACAAUGCUGCGGCCAGCCUGCAGAUCACCUCCUCCAGCUGCGAGGAGAUGAGGGACCACUGCGAGUCUCCCAAUGGUCGCCUGCUGCGCUACGUCUGCGGCGAGACCUGCGGAUGCUCAGAUCCGUUCGCGUCUCCGUGGUUCAAGGUGGAAGCACAGGGCUGCCCAGCGGCCUGCCUCAGCUUUGGCCAGCCGAAGCUCCAAAACCGCAGUUGCCAAGACGUGCCGCCUUGGGAUGCCAGCUGGCGCAGGUUCUGGACGCAGUACACCACGGCGAUUUCGCACUACGUGGGCCUGGACAUCACGUCCUUCCAGACCUAUGCCUCCGCCAACCAGACCAUCCAAGCGAUGCUGUCGCAAGGCUGUUCUGCUUUGGUGGAUGCUCCCAGGGAUUUCUUCCUCCGCGCGCUCUAUUGCGACGGGGACGCCGACUUGUUUCGGCCGCUGACCUCGCUCUGUCCACAGAGUUGUGGCUGCGUGGAGGCUUCGCCUCUGAAAGCCGGAUGCCCUGCCAGCUGCGCAGCCAACGCUUCCGCGUGA
Molecule: messenger RNA, 4071 nt
Organism: Symbiodinium natans
Lineage: Eukaryota; Dinophyceae; Suessiales; Symbiodiniaceae
Source: the annotation of a GenBank genome assembly